AUGCAUUGUAAUAAUUCAAACAAUUCAAGUGAAGUAAUUAUUGCGAUAAAUGCGGGCUUAAAAAAAUUAAAAGAAUAUUAUGAAAAAACAAAUUAUAGUGCUAUAUAUUCUGUCGCGAUGGUGCUUGAUCCACGGUUAAAACUGAAUUAUUACAAAAAAAAGAAUUGGGAUGCUAAUUUUAUUAACGGCAUUAAAGAAACUGUUGUUAAUAUUUAUGAAAACAAUUAUAUGCCAAUUGUUCAUGAAACCGAUAGCGAUCAAGAGAUUGAUACAUUUAAUGAUAAUGACCUUUUAGAUGAUAUCUUUGGAAA
Racocetra persica is the source of this 311-nucleotide messenger RNA. NCBI's taxonomy places the organism in Eukaryota, Fungi, Glomeromycota, Glomeromycetes, Diversisporales, Gigasporaceae. The record is from the annotation of a GenBank genome assembly.